Molecule: messenger RNA, 777 nt
Organism: Diprion similis
Lineage: Eukaryota; Metazoa; Arthropoda; Insecta; Hymenoptera; Diprionidae
Product: hemolymph lipopolysaccharide-binding protein-like
Exons: 3
Coding region: 77-670 (197 amino acids)
Biological process (GO): biological process involved in interspecies interaction between organisms
Cellular component (GO): external side of plasma membrane
Molecular function (GO): carbohydrate binding
Source: RefSeq, a predicted model, not a curated record
ACUUUUAUACAACUGUCCGAGGGCUGAAAGAGCCGUCAAGACCAGUUACAGUCUUCGAUACAUCUGGAUAUCAGCAAUGGCGAUCAUCUCCGUUGUGCUUCGAAUGUCGUUGUGUAUUACACUGACAAUGGCACAACAACCUGCAUCCACUAAUUCUAGUGUGGUUUGGCUUUAUCGACCGACAUUCAUUUAUAACUUGGGUUCGCGUUGCACGUCACCGCUACACCACGCACGACGGAAUCAAUCGACUGCCGUACGAGAUGACUACACCUACACCCCGGGAAUCGGUGCUCAUAAGGUUCACACUGAUGCAGCUAACUGGUACGACGCUUGGUUGAGAUGUCGACUCGAAGGUUCCAACCUAUCCAUCAUCAACUCCGAGGCUGAAAAGAAUCUCAUCGUUGAACUUCUGUCAAGAGCGGGUCCUUCGCAUAACGGAAAUCUAGAAGGCCGUGCUUAUAUGGGUUUUCACUCUUUCUUCUAUCCAAAGGUGUGGAUAACACUUGAGGGUCAAACUUUGUCCCAGGCAGGAUUCAAUGAAUGGCACGACGGUGAACCUAGCGGCGGUGAUAAUGAGCGUUGUGGAUCCAUUUUCACUUCAGACGGUAAAUUAAACGACCAGGAGUGUGGCCGGACCACCAGCUUCGUUUGUGAGAGGCACUGCUGCUAGGAUUCGCUGUGUUAUCCAUUUUGAUAUUGAUGUUAUUAUUCGCAUUAUGAAUCUAUUUCACAAAUGAUGUACUAACGACAAUGCGACAAAUUAAAAUAAACAUUUGA